Molecule: messenger RNA, 837 nt
Organism: Laetiporus sulphureus 93-53
Lineage: Eukaryota; Fungi; Basidiomycota; Agaricomycetes; Polyporales; Laetiporaceae
Exons: 3
Coding region: 1-837 (278 amino acids)
Source: RefSeq, a predicted model, not a curated record
AUGAACGUCUUCGCCAUCGGAGCCUCGCGCAACAUCGGCUACUUCGCCGCACUCAGACUGCUCGCCCAAGGGGCCACAGUGACCUUUUUCCUCCGCUCGCCCUCGGUGUUUGACCAGGAUAAGGCAAUCCAAGAGUUCGUGUCCUCUGGGAAGGCGCGCCUCGUCAAGGGCGACGCGUUGAAUGCAGAUGACGUUCGCCGAGGCUGGGAAACGGCCCAGAACGGAGGCACCGACCGCGUCGACCUCCUCCUCUUCACAGUCGGGGGCACUCCCUCCUUCAGCAUCACACGCGGAAUCGCCAUCUCCCCACGCAACCUCUGCACCCAAUCCCUGCUCAACGUCCUCAGCACGCUCCCCGCCUCCCUCCGCGCCCCCGCCUCCCAGCCCCGCAUCGUGAUCCUCUCCUCCAUCGGCCUCUCGCGCGCAUCGCACGCCGCGCUCCCGCUCCUGCUCAAGCCGCUCUACGGCUACCUCCUCCGCGGCCCGCACGCGGACAAGCUCGCGAUGGAGCGCGUCGUCGCGUACUGUGCGUGGCGCACGUGGGACGGCGACGAGGACGAGCUCGAGGAGGGGAUUUUGCCGGAGGGGUGGAGGGAGAUGGAGGGUUUGCCUGCGGAGGGGAUGUUGGAGCAUGUCGUGGUGGUUAGGCCGGCAUUAUUGACUGAUGGGGAGUGUAGGGCGGAAACUGCGGGGACGGAGCCACCGUAUAGGGUGGCUGAUCACGAUUUGGGAGAUGGAUAUAGGGUGUCCAGGAAGGACGUUGCACACUUUAUCGUGGAAGGUCUCCUGACGGAUUGGCAGCAAUGGGAAGGCAAAUGCUUGAGCAUUGCUUACUGA